AUGGCUCAAGGUAUCUAGAGAUUACUAAACAGAAAACUUUAAGAAUCUAAAACAAUUAACAUGAAAGGAGAGUCUGGUAAAACUAAGUCUCACGAUAUAGACUACAAGAAAUGCAAAUUGUCCAGUACUGCAUUCAGAUAAACUAAUGCUUUAAGAAAUCAUUAAGAAUAUAGUGAUCCCUAACCUUAAGCAACCAUUCAGUAUAAUUAGUCACAAAAUAAAGCAUCCAGGCAAUCAUCUCGACAACAAAGUCCUUAUAUCAUAAGACAGUCUUUAAGCAUUAAGAAAAGUUAGAGCUCUGUUAAACUUCCUAGUAGCGAACCAAACAGAGUGGUGUCUAUGUGUUUUUAAAAUAAAGAGUCACCGUUUCUUAACAUGAUUUCAUCAGCAGAAGUAAGAAGUAAAGACCUUGUGCAGAAUCCAGUCAAAUUAAGUGAUGCUCUCCUAACAGACUAGCAUCGUCAGAUGAUUCAUGAUAGAGUCACAGUUAAAAACCAAAAUACAAAUUUCCAAAAAGACACUAACUUCUUCUUUCAAGAUAAAACCUCAUCAAGGUUUAAUGAGACUAAAAGAAAAAAGAUGGAUAAUAAAGCAUUUCGAAAAAAGUAAAUUGGCUUAAGCAAGAAACUCAAAAUUCAAGACUUCCUUCAGCAUAAUCUAGGGUCACUGAAGGUUCAUAAAAGAGGAGAUACCUUUGAUUAAAAUAAAUUCCAUUAAAUUCAGUAACUUAAGAAGAGUUUUUCAUCCUCAAAUUUGAGUAAAUCAAGUUCACAAAGACAAUUCGCAGUAUAUAAAACUAGCAAAUAGUAAAUUGUUUAAACCUCAGCACCAUCAAGCGAAUUAUAAACUUGCUUGGUCUGGAAUAAGGAAUCUUAAAACAUGGUUCUUUAAUCUAAUAACUCGAAGGAUACACUAUCAUCACUAUAUAUUAGAGAAAGAAAAAAGAUUUAAUUGCAAUCGAUGGUUGAUAAACCUAAUGUAUUGACUAAGCCAAAGAUCAAUGAUAAAACCGAGAAGAUCAUUCCGUCUGAAUUGAGAAAAGUGAUUGAGGAGAUAGAGAGAGAUCUUCAGAGAUAUCAUUAAGCUUACUCUGACAGCAUGAUGACCAAUAAUUCACAAACAAAUGGAAGUAUCAGGAUUUAAAAUACAGAUAUAGAUUAGAAACUAAAAGGAAGAAUGAAAAAUGGGAUGGGAAUAGGCUUUUUAGAAAGUGGAGAUAUAUAUUCAGGUGUGUGGAAGGAAGGAAAAAGGGAAGGAUUUGGAGCUUGCAAGUUUUUCAAAGGUGGAUAUUACAAAGGAGAAUGGCUCAAUGAUGAAAUGAUUGGCAAUGGAAUUCUGGUGAAAAUAGAUGGAACAGUUAUUGGUGGAAAAUUCUUGAAUAAUGGAAGAGUAACUGCUGGAUAAAAAUAUCAGAUAUUGUAUCCAAAUGGCGAAUACUAUGAUGGAAUAAUUAAUACACAAGCAAAGAGACAUGGAAAAGGGGCCUACUUUUAUAAAAAUGGAGAUUAUUAUGAAGGUGAUUGGGUUGUAGACAAAAGACAUGGCAAGGGAAAACUAUGUAUGGAAGAUGGAUCUGAGUUUACAGGAGAAUUUAUCGAUGAUAGAGUUGAAGGAGAUGGAGUAUUUGUCGAUGCUGGCCACAAUAGAUACGAGAAUUCAAAGGAAGGCAAAGGGUUUUUUCGAAAUGGUAGACUACAAAGAAAGGGAAAGGCUUUCUUUUAAAAUGGAGAUGUUUACAAUGGUUACUUUAAAGAUGGAUGCUUUGAUGGCAAGGGUAAAAUGAAGUAUAGACAUGUACCAGUACCUGGUUAUUUCGAAUAGGAAGCUGAGUAUAAAGGUGAGUUCAAGCAUGGAAGAAAGCACGGGUUUGGAAAAAUGGAGUGGCAAGAUGGAAGCAAAUUCAAAGGACAUUGGGACAAAGAUCAAAGAAUGCAUGGUGUAAUGAAACUCAAGAAGCAAAACAAGAAAUACGAAGGCCACUUUAAGAAUGAUUUGUUCCACGGGCCAGGAAAGAUGACUUUUAUAUAGUAGAAAUUCGUAUUUGAGGGUGAUUUUCUGCUAGGUAAUUGUCCAACCAAGGGAAAAUUAAUUUACUAAGAAACUGGAGAUAUUUACGAGGGCUCUAUUAAUCAAUAAUUCUAGAGGGAAGGCCAUGGAAAAAUAAUCUAUAGUGAUGGUGAUUAAUACGAGGGCAAGUUCUUGGAAGAUAUGAAGCACGGCUAGGGUCUAUAUAAAUACUCAAAUGGUGAUUUUUACUAGGGAGAGUAUCAAAGGGACAAAAAGCAUGGGACUGGGAGAUUUUAAGAGUUUAAAACUAAGGAGAUAUAUGAAGGCUAGUGGAGAGAUGAUGAAAGGAAUGGAGAAGGAGUAUUAUAUUUAUCAGAUGGUUGUGAAAAGAAGGGAACUUGGAAGGGAUUAUAGAUUAUUAGCAAGACAGUCAAUGAAAAGCCAGCACCUAUUAAAAAGGGCGAAAAGACUCUAGAGGAUUUAUUUUAAUGGGGUAAAAGCUCUCAAAAAGCAAGAGAAGUCAAGCGUUUGUUGGUCAAUGAUUUCUGA
Stylonychia lemnae is the source of this 2556-nucleotide messenger RNA. The record is from the annotation of a GenBank genome assembly. Lineage: Eukaryota; Ciliophora; Spirotrichea; Sporadotrichida; Oxytrichidae.